Suillus bovinus is the source of this 951-nucleotide messenger RNA. RefSeq lists its product as uncharacterized. The transcript has 8 exons. Lineage: Eukaryota; Fungi; Basidiomycota; Agaricomycetes; Boletales; Suillaceae. The coding region runs from base 1 to 951 and encodes 316 amino acids. The record is from RefSeq and is a predicted model, not a curated record.
AUGGGCAAUGUUCUAUCAUUUGUCGCAGAUGCAGUGCCUCCAAAGGCCACUUUCUCCGCUAAUCAAAUUCCAAACCUGACAGGAAAAGUAGUUAUUGUGACUGGUGCCAACACGGGUAUCGGGAAGGAGACUGCGAAGGUUCUACUUGCACAUGGCGCGAAAGUUUACAUCGCUGCUCGCAACCAGGCUGCUUCACAGGAGGCCAUUCGUCAACUGAAGCAGGAGACCGGAAACGAGGCAGUAUUCUUGAAACUUGACCUUGGAGAUUUGAAGGCAAUCAAGGCAUCUGCUGAAGAGUUCCUGAGCAAAGAGACACAGCUCCAUGUCCUUCUGAAUAACGCUGGCAUUAUGGGACCGCCGAUCGAGCUAGUGACUACAGAUGGCUAUGACCUCCAAUUUGGAACGAACGUCCUUGGCCACUAUUACUUUACAAAGCUCCUGCUCCCCAUUUUAACCUCGACGGCUAAAGCUACUCCCGACAGGAAAGUCCGCAUUGUAAACGUCGCUUCCUGCGCCCAUCUAUUUGGAGGUCUCGAUUUUAAUACUUUCAAAGAUGGCCCGGCUCGAAAGAAAUGCUCAAAGGCCACCCUUUACAACCAAAGCAAAUUCGGAAAUGUCGUGCUCGCUCUUGGAUUGGCGAAGCGAUAUGGAGACCAGGGUAUUAUUUCAACGGCGCUGAAUCCUGGCAUUAUCAAUUCGGACCUGUUGCGUCAUACUGGAACUCAAUUUCCAAGUAUUGUCAAGAAGAUUCUAUUUAAGGCAGUACUAUAUGAUGUGUCGCAAGGUGCCCUUACGCAGUUGUAUGCUGCUACUUCGCCAGAAGCUGGUAGCUUGAAUGGGAAGUAUCUUGUGCCGUGGGCUCGCGUCAAACAACCCAGGCAGGAAACCCAAGACCCUCAACUCGGCAAGGCGCUGUGGGAUUGGCUAGAGGAGCAAGUGAAGGAUGUAUGA